AUGACCUUGGAAGGCAACAUUAGCCUGACCGAAUUGCUCAAACGCCCAAUCCCAACAGCUCAACAUGGUGAUGGCGAGAACCGAAUUGCGUCAACAACCGAAGCUUUAAAACAAGCAGCCCACCGAUUCGUUGAUGUGCUCAAUGAGCGUGCCAUGCUUUUAGCCAACAGUGCCCAGUUUGAUAGAGCGCUACAUGAUGCAGCAGCAAUAAGAGCCAUGUUACCAGGAUCAGGGCUUGGAUACUUGUGUACAGGAGACGUGUAUUGUCAACAAGGGCAUCAUGCAGCAGCCAUUUCCAUAUACGAUCAAGGGCUUGAAGCAGCACCAGAAUCAGAUCCAUAUCACCAGCAACUCCAACAACAACGCGAGAAAGCCAUAGCCAACAACAACAAACGCGUCGACUUUAUCAGCAAGUUGCCAUUGGAUAUCGUUAUCACCAACAUUCUACCAAGGAUGAAGACGCUUUUAUUUUCACAUUCGUUAUACGAGCCUCUUUAUGUGUCACGUGCCUGGCAGAAGCGCAUCUUGCAGCAACCUCACGGCUUGGACUUUCAUUUUAACCAAGAGGAGGACAGCUUCAAAAGUGGUCAUGAUCAACUUGUCCGGUUUGCACCCUAUGUUCAGAGCUUACAAGGUGGUAUCAUGGGCGACGUUCGUUUGGAUGAUCUCUUUACACGAGCACGCUUUUCCAAUCUAAAAGAGCUGGUGUUACAGUGUGAUCCUGAAACUCCUCGCCUUCCAUUGAUCCAUGGCCUGCAACUGAUUGCUGAUUCACUGACACGCUUGACCCUCUUCGAGUGCCGUGAUAUUCAAUUACGUGAUAUCUUGGAGACAUGUCCGAAUCUCGAAUUUCUCAAAGCCACGGAUGUGGAUGCUUUCAUGCCUUUAUCGCCUUCAACAAUUUAUCCCAAGAUGAAGCACCUUGCACUUUACCAACAACCAACAAGAGCCCGCAAGCAUGAGAAUAUGGUCGAUGUCCUAAGACGAUUCCCUUCUUUGCGUGUGCUGGAAAUCUCGCCAAUGCCCGAUUCCAGUCUUUUGCCUAUCCUACACAAGAGUUGUCCCUAUCUACAGGUCCUUUUUUACGAGCUCGUGAGCCAGUAUUUUGGAACAACUGCAACAAAGAUUCAUCCAAAUCGAGAAGGGAUCACAUCAGCUUAUUUGGGCGGUGACGACUUUUAUCAUCAAGACGACCUCAUCGAGUUUUUGUGUGCGCAGAGAAAUUCAUUGGAGAUCCUUGAUUUUCGUGGCACGCAUGAGAUCGAGAAUGCCUUGUGGGAAUUGUCAACUGAUGGGCGAGUUCUACCUCAAAGGAGUACAAGUUUACAAGAGAACAACGAUCCUUCAUCCUCAGUGACAUUUACGCGACUGAUCGACCUUCGGUUUAUCGAUAUCAAUCCAUUGAGAAAUAUGCCUAUGAUCCUGUGGAUUGUAUUGAACGCUCCCAAUCUCAACGCCAUCCAUAUCUUCAAUUCGCAUUUUAAACCUGAUGUCGCAAAAGCGUUGAUCAAGUUGAAGCAGCUUCGAAAGGUAGAAAUCGAACACAACGACGUACGAGACAUGAACGACAAUAUCAUCCACGACAACUACGAAGGAAUCCAUCAGUUCUUUGAAUAUCAUGCUGCCUUGGGGGAUCAUUCGACACUCGAACAUGUGGCUGUGCUCAUGGACUCUUUGAAUGCGUCUAAGCAAACAUGGUUGCCCUUGUUACCACAAUUGCGAUGUCUCAAGAUCCUCGAAAUACGCGGUGAAGGUGCUUGUGGGGAUUGCGUUAUUGCCAAAAAUUGCAUACCCAUCAUUGAAAGGAUACGCCAAUACUGUCCGUCUCUCAAAAAGUUGGUCAUUAAUGGGGAGCGCAGAGUUUGA
Messenger RNA from Lichtheimia ornata, 1866 nucleotides. RefSeq lists its product as uncharacterized. The coding region runs from base 1 to 1866 and encodes 621 amino acids. Lineage: Eukaryota; Fungi; Mucoromycota; Mucoromycetes; Mucorales; Lichtheimiaceae. Gene Ontology annotation, molecular function: protein binding. The transcript is spliced from 2 exons. The record is from RefSeq and is a predicted model, not a curated record.